Molecule: messenger RNA, 3093 nt
Organism: Annulohypoxylon truncatum
Lineage: Eukaryota; Fungi; Ascomycota; Sordariomycetes; Xylariales; Hypoxylaceae
Product: WD40 repeat-like protein
Exons: 2
Coding region: 36-2939 (967 amino acids)
Biological process (GO): maturation of SSU-rRNA
Cellular component (GO): Pwp2p-containing subcomplex of 90S preribosome; small-subunit processome
Molecular function (GO): protein binding; snoRNA binding
Source: RefSeq, a predicted model, not a curated record
AAUGAAGCUCCCAAGGAAUCAAACCGAUCGCAACGAUGGUUAAGUCAUACUUAAAGUAUGAGCAUUCCAAUUCCUUUGGUCUCGUAACUUCCAGCACGUCGAAUAUCCUCUGGACCCAGCAGAAUCGCUCUAGCACCGGUGCUGGCCAAGCCGUCGUCGCAGCAAAUGAAGAGCUCCUAUGUUGGGAUAUCAAAACAGGGGAUAUUGUUGAAAGGUGGAAAGAUGAGAAGUCUUCCGCUCAAGUGACCGCCAUUGCGCAGAGUAAACUCAACGACGAUCUAUUUGCCGCCGGUUAUGAGGAUGGUAGUGUCCGGCUUUGGCGGAGCAAGGACCCGAGCCCCUUCAUCACCUUCAAUGGGCAUCGCUCGGCCAUUACCGUCCUUGCAUUCGACCGAUCCGGCGUCCGACUCGCGAGCGGCUCGAAAGACACCAAUGUCAUCGUUUGGGAUCUAGUAGCGGAGGUUGGCCAAUUCAAGCUGAGGGGUCACAAGGACCAGAUCACAGGACUACAAUUUGUGGAACCCCAAGAGGAGGUCACGGAAGAGGAGGACUCGCAGGCAAUGGUUCUCGAUGGCGUAGCCGAUUCUUCGUCUGAGGGCUUCUUACUUACUACAGGAAAGGAUGCGCUGAUCAAACUCUGGGAUCUGGGGUCAAGACAUUGCAUCGAAACACAUAUCGCGCAAACGAACGGCGAAUGUUGGGCACUAGGGCUCUCACCCGAUUACACCGGAUGUAUAACCGCAGGAAAUGCUGGCGAACUCAAGGUCUGGGGUCUCGAUGCUACGACACUAGCCGCGUCGAGACGACAAGUCGAUGUGCCUGCCAAUAUACAAUACUUACAAGAUCGAGGAACCUUGUUUCGACAUGGAAAGGAUAAGGCUACCGAAGUCGUGUUUCAUCCUCGCCGAGAUUACUUCGCCGUGCACGGAUCGGAGAAAUCCGUGGAGAUAUGGAGGAUACGUAGUGAAUCCGAAAUCAAGAAAAGCUUGGCAAGAAAGAAGAAAAGAAGACGAGAGAAGCUUGCGCAGAAGAAAGAAGCGGAGAAUGGUGAUGCUCAUCUAGACGGAGAGGAAGAUCAAGACGAAGAUCCUAGCAGCGCAGACGUAAACGAUGCUUUCGCUCAGCACCUAAUCAUUCGGACCGGUGGAAAAGUGAAGUCAGUCGAUUGGGCCGAUACUCGUAGCAAGAAAAAACUUGAGCUGUUAGUCAGCGCGACGAACAACCAGCUAGAGCUGUAUAGUAUGCCUUUGAAAGAGAAGAAGUCGAAGCAGGAAGAUGUCCCCGAUUACGAAAGAGCUUUAUCCAUCGAACUUCCUGGUCAUCGAGCAGAUAUCCGAUCAUUGGCCUUAAGUUCUGACGAUAAAUGGCUCGCUUCAGCCUCCAACGGAAAUCUCAAAAUCUGGUCAAUGUUGACACAAAAAUGCGGCAAAACUCUGGAGUGCGGGUAUGCGCUGUGCUGUGCGUUCUUACCUGGGGACAAGCUUGUUGUCAUCGGUACGAAAAGUGGCGAGAUCGAGUUGUUCGAAGUGGCCACAGGGGCAUUACUUGACAGUGUAAGCGCUCAUGAAGGGGCCAUUUGGUCCUUACAGGUUCACCCGGAUGGUAGGUCGAUAGUGUCCGGAAGCGCGGACAAGUCAGCCAAAUUCUGGAAGGUUCAGGUCGUUCAGGAGGAAGUCCUUGGAACAACUCGAACUACGUCUCGUUUAAAGUUAUCGCAUUCGCGAACGCUAAAAGUCGCGGACGAUAUCCUGAGCCUCAAGUUUUCGCCCGAUGCGAAGCUCCUAGCUGUUGCUUUAUUAGACAGCACGGUCAAGGUGUUUUUUGUGGACUCCCUCAAGCUAUACCUCAAUCUCUAUGGUCACAAGUUACCCGUAUUGGAUAUGGAUAUCUCAUAUGACAGCAAACUAAUUGUGACGUGUUCGGCGGAUAAGAAUAUUAGGAUAUGGGGUCUCGACUUUGGUGACUGCCAUAAAGCAUUGUUGGGACACCAAGACAGUAUCCUACAGGUCAAAUUCCUCCCAAAUAACCGGGAAGGUAACGGUCACCACUUCUUUAGCGCUAGCAAAGACAGGACGAUUAAAUACUGGGAUGGCGACAAGUUUGAGCAAAUCCAACGACUCGACGGCCACCACGGAGAAAUUUGGGCUCUUGCAAUCAGUCAGAGCAGCGAACCUCCCUUCAUCGUAAGCGCUAGUCACGACAAAAGCAUACGAGUCUGGGAAGAAACGGAUGAGCAAAUCUUCCUCGAGGAAGAAAGAGAAAAGGAAAUCGAAGAAUUGUACGAAAGCACGCUGACAAAAUCCCUGGAACAAGAUGCCGACGAGGACGACGAAAACGGAGAGAUUGGGGCCGCAACGAAGCAAACCUCAGAAACCCUGAACCAUGGAGAACGAAUAGCAGAGGCCUUAGAAUUAGGAAUGGCUGAUUUGCACGUUAUGCAGGAAUGGGAAGAAGCCAAGGCGUCUAACCCGCAUAUUGCGUCGCCUCAGCGCGAUCCGAUGUUCAUGGCCCACGGCGGGAUCAGUGCCGAGGAGUACGUUAUGAAGGUCCUGCAAAGACCAGCAGCCUCAGCGCUAAACGAUGCGCUUCUCGUCCUUCCGUUCGCCUCGGUCCCUAUGCUUUUCACAUUCCUCAACCUUUUUGCUAUGAGGUCGAUGAACAUUCCUCUGACGUGUAAGGUCCUGUUCUUCAUGCUGAAAACCCACCACCGCCAGAUAGUAGCUAGCAGGACGAUGCGGGCUAUGCUAGAUGGCAUCAGGUCGAACCUACGAAGAGCUCUUCAAAAACAGAAAGACGAAAUGGGAUACAACAUAGCGGCUCUUAAGAUAGCGGGGAUGCAAAUCCAGGAUAAGGGAAUCAAGGAGUACGUGGACGAGAACUGGGACGACGGCACCGACGCUCAAAAUGUCAAGAAACGAGCUUUCGUACAUGUAUCGUGACAGAGUUAGAUGUUACUUACAACGCACACCUACCUAAUCUACCUAGGUAAGGUAUGCUACUAUAUAAAAAUAGAAAUUAGUAUAUAUGAGCAAAACUCAAUUCGAGAUUCAGCCAAUGAUAUCAUAGCUUCGAGGUACUUAACUCCGAAUAGAU